Molecule: messenger RNA, 1586 nt
Organism: Alternaria rosae
Lineage: Eukaryota; Fungi; Ascomycota; Dothideomycetes; Pleosporales; Pleosporaceae
Exons: 1
Coding region: 34-1341 (435 amino acids)
Biological process (GO): intracellular monoatomic cation homeostasis
Cellular component (GO): mitochondrial inner membrane
Molecular function (GO): ribosome binding
Source: RefSeq, a predicted model, not a curated record
AUCAGCUCGACCCAGUUUUUUCUUCCCUUACGAAUGAGAAACGUCACCACUAGAGCCGACACUCGCUCAGCGGGUGCUUCAUCGCAGAAUCACGUCCCUAACCACCCGAUCAGGAAACCACUGCCGAUGUUUUCUACGUUGGUCGUACCGGCGCGAUUGAAUGGUGUCGUCGCAAAUCUACAAUGCCGCCGCGGUAUACACAUACGUGCCAUUGCGCCGGCAUUGGGAAGUCAGACGUGGCAUGAUGGAUCGAGGAAUACCGCACAGAGGAGGAUUCUUGCAAAGAGAUGGGAGACACAAAGAAGGGCGCAUGCCUCAUCCACAGCAGCGCCGGUGAAAAACACAAGAUAUGGUGGGGCCAUGCCACCUUCUCCCACCAAAACAACCAAGACGAAUACACCCGCGAAGACAACUUCUCCCAGGAAACCUCAGUCCUCUCCUCUUGUUCCCGCGCAAACACCCACCUCGAAAGCCACAACCGUCCCCACGCUGCGAGCGAAAGAGAAACUGAACCCACCACCGUUUACAUACGCCCCCGAUAUAUCUGUUCCCGCACGAACACCAGACCAGAACGUCGUCAAGUGGUUAUAUCGCGCCGGUCGCGCAUACCUUACCUUCUACAAAACGGGCAUAUCGCAUGUCCGGCAAACAUCCAAACUUGCAAAGACGCUGCGCCAAAAGGCUGCGCAAACACCCAACAAAGAUAUCACCGAAGUUUUGUCAAGGGCGGAAUGGCAGAUUGUGCAAAGGAGUAGGCUGGAUACAUUGAGGUUGCCAGCGUUCGGCUUCUUGGUCUUGUUGCUUGGAGAGUGGUUACCACUCGUUGUCAUGUACAUCACACCCGUCAUUCCAGAGGCAUGCCGGAUACCCCAGCAGGUCCAACGCGCGUUACGAAAACGUGAAGACAAACGACAAGACCGGCUAAGAAGGAUCGCCCUAGACGCCAUGCGACUGAUGAGCAGAGAUCGACCACCUAUCGGGAGCACAUCAUCUGACACGCCCUCUGUCUCCCUGCCAAAGAGUGGGCAAGUCAUGCCAGUCACCACGAAGAACUGGAACGAGAUGACACUUUUUGAACUCUCGCUUACCGCCGCACAACUUGAUUGCUACCCUGCACUGUUCGACUGGCUUCCUGUGACAGCCCCCAAGUUUCUCUUGCAACGCAAUGUCAGGAAGAAACUGGAGUAUUUGAAGACGGACGAUAAGUUGAUUCAGCGCGACGGCGGGUGGGAAGCUCUCGGGAAGCAAGAGCUUCAGAGGGCUUGUGUGGAUAGAGGUCUGCCUGUGCUGGGGAAGAGGGAGGAUGAGCUAAGGAAGGCGUUGGCGAAACUUCAGGGCUAAGAUGGCAUUUGAGGGCGAUAGUCAGUUCGCAUACGACUAUAGGUGACUUACAAGACGGUUAGAUGAUGCUCGGGGGCUGCUAUAGACAUGUAGACAUUUUGGCUUGUCGGUGGUAUGAACACGCGAGAUACCCAAAUACUAUACUUCUUAUGACCAAGUCGAUAGGUGCGCUUCCUGUUUGAACAUAUUUGAGCCAUCAUCUAGGCACAAUUCUAUGUACGAUUCACAAAGUAUGAAACUAGCUU